CGAAUUAUGCCAAGCUUUUAUUAAUGCUGAUAUUCGGCUAGUAAAAGUUCAAAAUUCUUGUUUAAUAUCAUUUUUGAAAAAAUAUGCUGCAAAAUCAAUUCUUGAUGAAAGCACGUUAAGAAAAAAUUAUAUUCAACCGAUAUACCAUGAAACUCUUAAACCAAUAAGAAACUCAAUCGGCGAUGGGCCCAUAUGGAUAUCGAUUCAUGAAACAAUCGAUACGGAUGGUAGAUCUAUUGCAAAUAUCAUAAUUGGAAAACCAGAUGACACUAAAUCUAUAAGUCUAUUUUUGUAA
Cinara cedri is the source of this 295-nucleotide messenger RNA. The record is from the annotation of a GenBank genome assembly. NCBI's taxonomy places the organism in Eukaryota, Metazoa, Arthropoda, Insecta, Hemiptera, Aphididae.